This is a messenger RNA of Solea senegalensis (Senegalese sole), 1578 nucleotides long. RefSeq names its product ATPase H+ transporting V1 subunit E1b (gene atp6v1e1b). The record is from RefSeq and is a predicted model, not a curated record. Gene Ontology annotation, molecular function: proton-transporting ATPase activity, rotational mechanism. Lineage: Eukaryota; Metazoa; Chordata; Actinopteri; Pleuronectiformes; Soleidae. The coding region runs from base 138 to 818 and encodes 226 amino acids. Gene Ontology annotation, biological process: proton transmembrane transport. The transcript has 10 exons. Gene Ontology annotation, cellular component: proton-transporting two-sector ATPase complex, catalytic domain.
CCGGAAGUAAACAUCACGUGACCUUGCAGAUCAGCUGACCCUGCGUGGACAUCUUUACGAGUCACGACUGCUGCGAUUAAUUCAAACCUCUUCGUCUGUGUUUCUCCGGCCCGGGCGGAUCUUUGACAACCGCAGCGAUGGCGCUCAGCGAUGCCGACGUUCAGAAGCAGAUCAAGCACAUGAUGGCCUUCAUCGAGCAGGAGGCCAAUGAGAAAGCAGAGGAAAUCGAUGCAAAGGCGGAGGAAGAGUUCAACAUCGAGAAAGGACGACUGGUCCAAACGCAGCGUCUGAAGAUCAUGGAGUAUUACGAGAAGAAAGAGAAGCAGAUCGAGCAGCAGAAGAAGAUUCAGAUGUCAAACCUGAUGAACCAGGCUCGACUGAAGGUCCUCAAGGCUCGUGACGACAUGAUCUCGGAAAUGCUUAAUGAAGCUCGUCAGCGACUCGGCAAAGUGGCCAAAGAUCCGGCGAGGUAUCCGGCUCUUUUAGACGGACUCAUGCUUCAGGGAUUUUAUCAGCUUCUGGAGUCAAAGGUCACCGUUCGCUGUCGUAAACAGGACGUGCAGCUGGUGCAGGCCUCGAUCCAGAGGAAUCUUCCCAUUUACAAAGCGUCUGUGAAGAACAGCCUGGAGGUCCGCGUGGACCAGGACAACUUCCUGCCUGCAGACAUCUCUGGUGGAGUCGAGAUCUAUAAUGGCGACGGGAAAAUCAAGGUGGCAAACACUCUGGAGAGCAGACUGGACCUCAUGGCUCAGCAGAUGAUGCCUGAAAUCCGCGUGGCUCUGUUUGGUGCUAAUCCAAACCGCAAGUUCCUCGACUGAGUCGCUGAAGAAGAAGAAGAAGAAGAAAAAAUCCCCUUUUUAUUUUUUGUUAUUGUAUGAAGAAAAAAAAGACGUCAUUCCUGUGGUGUGUGUGUGUGUGUUUGUGUGUGUGUUGUAUUUGCUGUGACCUGUGACCUGUGACCUGUGUCCUGUGUCCUGUGCUGAGUCUGGGUUCACACUGGUCAGUUGAACAGCUUCUCCUCUGUGAGACAGAAGGAAGUUUUCCUGACCUUGUUAAUGGUCGAGUAUGCUCCGCCUCCCUCUGUCAGCUGAUGUGAGCUUCCUGUUGGGUUUGACGGGUUGGUCACGCCUCCACAGGUGGCAGCUGUGGUGGAGGCAGAUAAACAAGGUCAGGAAAUCUCAUGUGUUGUCGUGUAAGCGGGUCGGGGUCUGUGACGGGUCGGGGUCUGUGAGGGGUCGGGGUCUGUGACGGGUCAGGGUUACACAGCGUCUGAGUUUCAUGAACCUCUCUCACGGAGCAUUGUGUUGACCUUUUAAGAGUGAGUGUAUUAACGUUACAACGUGUGUGUGUGUGUGUGUUAUUGUUGUGUCACGGGUUGGCGAGGCUGCACCGUCCUGUUCUGUUCUGUUCUGUGUGUAUCUGAGGUUCCACAUUAAAUUAAGGUUUUGUUGUUUUUCUUUUUCUGAUUGUGUCUCAAACUGAAAAUAAUGUAUCGUGUAAAUGUAAACAUAAUAAACUGUAAAUCAUGAGUAGCACAUGAGUCAGCGUGUGCUCCUCCUCCUCCUCCUCCUCCUCCUC